AUUUAAAUGACCUGCAUACAGUAAAUCGUGCACAUUAUUCACGAUUUCUUAACUUAUAAAGGAAUUUUGAGAUCAUUUUUUCAGUUACUUUCUACUGGUCACUUACAGUAACAAUGAAAAUAGCUCUGUUCUGUGUUGUUUUUGUAGCGGUAUUUGCACUCAUUUCCGCUGAAGAAUGUCGUUCUACCGGCGACUGUGGUCACGUGACAUGCCCAGAAAAGGAUUAUGUUCUCGACUGCCACAAUCGUCAGUGUACCUGCACUCAUGUCCAACAACAGUGUACCACUGACACGAGUACAUGUCAUGAUGAUAACUGUCAUCGAACCUGGCACUGUAUAGACGGCAGAUGUCGAUGUGGAUUCGGCUUUGGAGGUGGUUUUCCCAUCGGCGGGGUCGGAAAAUAAUGUCAUGUCAUUGUUUCAUUUGUAAAUAAAUAUGUAAAACCUA
This is a messenger RNA of Ruditapes philippinarum (Manila clam), 447 nucleotides long. Its product is annotated as serine protease inhibitor Cvsi-2-like. The transcript is spliced from 3 exons. NCBI's taxonomy places the organism in Eukaryota, Metazoa, Mollusca, Bivalvia, Venerida, Veneridae. The record is from RefSeq and is a predicted model, not a curated record. Bases 114 to 404 code for a protein of 96 amino acids.